This is a messenger RNA of Phyllotreta striolata, 1715 nucleotides long. The record is from the annotation of a GenBank genome assembly. NCBI's taxonomy places the organism in Eukaryota, Metazoa, Arthropoda, Insecta, Coleoptera, Chrysomelidae.
AAUUUUUUUGAGGUUAUUGUAUUCUCAAAAAAGAAUCUCUGUUUAAAAAUAUGUUAAUUAUUUAAUAAUUUGUUGUAAUUCCAAGUAUUAUUGAUAAUGAGUGCCAUAACAAAAUCCCUAACAGUACUUCUCGGAUUAACUGUUUGCGGAGUUUCCGGCUAUGUCUUGUACCUGCUUAUCCACAAAGACGAAGAUGACGAUUACUUGGACACAUUGGCUAAAGCCUCUAAAUUUAAAACACACGAAGUUAAAGUCCCGAAGGAAAUCGUUCGCUCCCUCAUUGGUCGAAGCGGCAGACAUAUUAAACAAAUUCAAGAACAAUCGAGCACGAAAAUAUUCUUUCGAGACACUGAUAGCGAUGAAUAUAAAAUUUGCGUUGUUAAAGGGUCUAUAGAAGCUUGUCAUAUCGCCGAGAAUUUAAUUCAGGAGUUUAUUGAUAACCAACCGGUAUUGGAGAGUGAAGAUAUGUGGGUUCCUACUGUAUCAGUUGGUAAAAUUAUUGGUAGAAGCGGUGAAAAGAUAUCUGAAAUUAGAAGUUUGUCAGGAUCGAAAAUUACUGUUACCGAUGACCUAGAUGAUCGUAUGUUGAAUUCGAAAAGAAUCACAAUUAAAGGCACUAAGGAACAAAUCAAUGUAGCAAAGUCCCUUAUCGAUGAUAUUGUUGAAGAAGUAAUGGAGCAACAACAGCGAUUAGAAGCUUCAUUAGCGAAACGGGAACCUAGAAUUCCACUUAAAUCUCCCGAUCUAGCCAAGACUAUAGAAAGCCCUAGAGUCGAAAGAAUGUCUCCACUACCAGGUCAACCAGAGAAACCCUUCGAAGUGUACAUUUCAGCAAUGGUAGAUCCCUCAAGGUUUUGGGUGCAAAUAGUCGGUCCUAAGGCAACGGAAUUGGAUUGUUUAGUAGAAGAAAUGACAGAGUAUUACAAUAAAAUUGAGAACAGAACCGUCCACGAACUGCAAGAAGUCAAAAAAGGCGAUUUAGUAGCAGCUAAAUUUAUGUACGACAACAAAUGGUACCGAGCUGAAGUUUUAAAUUUGUUAGAAGAAGUUGCGAAUGACGAUAAUGAAAAACGAGCUGAAUUAUAUUACGUAGACUACGGUGAUACUGACGUUGUGGCAUGCAAAGAUGUCUACGAAUUGAGAACUGACUUUUUAAGGUUGCAUUUUCAAGCUAUCGAGUGCUUUCUAGCCAGAGUUGAGCCGACAGGCGAUUCCUGGUCCGAGGAAGCUAGAGAUCGAUUCGAAGAAUGGACCCACGUGGCGCAAUGGAAAAAACUAUCGGCUAAAAUGAACGGUUACAGCGUUCGAGAGAAAACGAGAGCGAAGCGGGAAGGUUCUCCAGUACCGGGCGUGGAUUUGUACGAGAUCGAAGAGCACGAUAUAGACAUUGCCGAGGAACUGGUCAAAGCGGGAUUGGCCACGUUCAAAAAGGACAGCGGCGCAUUGGGCAGUUGUCGGACAAACAGCAAUAGUAGCAUUAGUGUUACGAGUAGUCUGAGUUAACCUAUCUUAAGAGCAUAUUCCAUAGCAAAUGGGGUACGUGCUUGUGGUUAUGAAUUUGGUUUUUGAUUUUAUUCUUAAUGCUCUUCAUUUUGAUUUUUUUUUCGAGUACAUUUAUUUUCUAUUUAUAUUUAUAGAGUGAUUGUAAAUACGAUUUGUUAUGUUGAAAGGUCGUUUAAUUUUAGGACAAGAAAAAAUAUAGAAUUAAGAAUUAA